Molecule: messenger RNA, 2263 nt
Organism: Populus nigra (black poplar)
Lineage: Eukaryota; Viridiplantae; Streptophyta; Magnoliopsida; Malpighiales; Salicaceae
Product: probable chlorophyll(ide) b reductase NYC1, chloroplastic
Exons: 10
Coding region: 359-1915 (518 amino acids)
Biological process (GO): PSII associated light-harvesting complex II catabolic process; chlorophyll catabolic process
Molecular function (GO): chlorophyll(ide) b reductase activity
Source: RefSeq, a predicted model, not a curated record
GAUGCGUACAGGAAAGAAAGAAACUGGGAGCUGGAAAGUGACCUAAGAGAACAGACCCCCUAAGUUACGUGUCAGAAAGAACACAAGAGAUGAGGUACCUUUAACGUGUGGCCAACACAAUUCCCCUCCGUCUGCUAAGUUCUAAUAUCACAGAAUCUCCUCUCCUCUCUCUCAGAUAUUUUAUUCAUUUCUUACAUAACCUCGUCAGUGGUACUGAAUUCUUACUUCCUCAAUCAUUAGAAGAUUGGGGGUAAUUUCUUACAUGACCAGCGUCAGUACUCAGCAGUACCACCAAUAAGAUAUUGGAACGCUUCGUCAAGUACAUGAGCUCCCAUAGUUUAGGAUUGUAAUCCAUAAGAUGGCUGUUAUGAUAACUAAGCUUCACGUAUCCCCACAAAACCUGGAUAAACUUAGUUUCGAAGAACACCAAAGAAGUAGAUCACUUGGGAGGGGUUUUUUGAGUUCAGGUUUUGGGGUACACAAGAAAAGUUAUGCGUUGGGUGUGCAGCAGUGCAGAUCUUUUAAGACUAAGGAUGGAGGGGGAGUGGAAGAGAAGCAGAAGGAAAAGUAUGAAAUUCUGAAGGAAAAUCAGAGCAAGUCGAAGAAGGGAAGUGGGUUUUGGACUUCUUUGAAAAAGGCUGUUUCUUGGGUUGGUACUUUGCCUUCUCAGUCAAAUGAGGAGCACAGAGAGGCAGUUGCUAGAUUGGAGGAAGUUUUCUCUUCGGCUGCCCUCCAAAUUGGAAGAUAUAUAGUGACCAUGAUGAGCACUGGAGUAGUGCUUGCUGUUGGUUUUCAGUUGUCAGGUGGAGACAGUCAGAUGAAUACACUGAUUUGGUAUAGCUGGCUUGGAGGGAUUAUUAUUGGAACUAUGAUAGGUGCUAACAUGGUUUUAGAUGAACACUGUCGAGCUGGUCCACGUAAUGUUGUCAUAACUGGAAGUACAAGAGGCCUGGGAAAAGCUCUUGCUCGAGAAUUUCUUCUUUCUGGUGAUCAUGUAGUUGUUGCUUCACGCAGCCCUGAGUCUGUAGACACGACAAUUAGAGAGCUUGAGGAGAAUCUCAAGGAAGGAAUGAUCACAGCCUCAAACAGGACAAGUUUGGCACAUGCAAAAGUGGUUGGCAUAGCCUGUGAUGUUUGUGAACCCUCUGAUGUGCAGAAAUUAGCAAAUUUUGCUGUCAAUGAAUUUGGUUCUAUUGAUAUAUGGAUAAACAAUGCUGGCACAAAUAAAGGUUUUAGACCCUUGUUGCAGUUUACUGAUGAAGAUAUUAAGCAGAUUGUGUCAACAAAUUUGGUUGGAUCUAUUUUAUGCACUCAAGAAGCCAUGCGAAUGAUGAUGAACCAGCCGAAGGGGGGGCACAUUUUCAACAUGGACGGUGCAGGUUCCGGGGGAUCUAGUACCCCUCUCACAGCUGUCUAUGGGUCAACAAAGUGCGGUCUGAGGCAGCUUCAAGCAUCACUUUUGAAGGAGUGUAAGCGAUCUAAAGUUGGAAUACAUACUUCAUCUCCAGGAAUGGUUCUUACAGAUUUGCUCUUGAGUGGCUCGACACUAAAAAACAAACAAAUGUUUAAUAUCAUCUGUGAGCUUCCAGAAACAGUUGCUAGAACUUUAGUCCCAAGGAUGCGUGUCGUGAAGGGCACAGGGAAGGCCAUCAGUUACUUGACCCCUCCUAGGAUAUUACUUGCUUUGGUGACUGCAUGGUUAAGGCGAGGCCGCUGGUUUGAUGACCAGGGAAGGGCAUUGUAUGCUGCAGAGGCAGAUCGACUCCGUAACUGGGCUGAAAAUCGUGCUCAGUUUUCCUUUACAGAUGCAAUGGAGAUGUACACCGAGAAUACUUGGGUGUCCGUCUUUUCGCUUUCUGUUGUUUGCGCAUUCAUAAUCCUUUCCAGCACAGGCAGCACAUUUCCUGGGACCUGAUUCCUUGCAUUCCCAUGAAGCAUCAACAAGGCACUGGCCUCGAUGAUCUUAGUGAAGGGACCAGCAAAAGCUUGUGCAGCUCGAAGAAGAAAUGUGAAGGUACAGCGCAGAAUAGAUAGCUUAUGGUCUUUGUACAUGCAACAUUUAUGCUCCUGCUUUAACCAUUAGUUAGUGCUCAACUGUCUUGGAACAUAAGCUCAAGAUGAUUGGCCAUGGAAGGCAUUGUAGGUUAUGAUCGAUGCAUACCACAAGCCAACAUCCCAUUCUUAACGAAGCAUUCUUAUAAACUGAGAUGCAUAAAAAUGUAUUGCUUCCAUAUUGUUGUUAUUAAAUUUAUUGUAAAGGCAA